AUGAAUAAAUUAACCAAAUUUGGAAAAAGUUCAAAUGUAGAUGUUUAUACAGUUGUUCGUGUAUUAGACAAUAUCGAAUAUGGGGUAGUUAAUUUAAAAAAAUCGAAUAAUGAAAAAAUGAAAAUUAUUAUCCGUGGAAUCAAAGGUAAAAGUGUUGGAAAAACACAUAUUGAAUUAUUAUCGGUAAUGUUGGGUAGACUAUACGGAACUAGAUGGGGACACAAGAUAAUUAUUGUACAUGAAGAUUCAGCUGUUAUAAACAUCAAAGAAAAGAUUAAGAAAUUUGUAGUUUUUAUUCCUGUAUCACAAAUAGUAUUUUAUCUUCGAGCUUUGAGAAGGAAUUAUAUUUUAUAA
Cetraspora pellucida is the source of this 354-nucleotide messenger RNA. NCBI's taxonomy places the organism in Eukaryota, Fungi, Glomeromycota, Glomeromycetes, Diversisporales, Gigasporaceae. The record is from the annotation of a GenBank genome assembly.